This is a messenger RNA of Diabrotica balteata, 1566 nucleotides long. Lineage: Eukaryota; Metazoa; Arthropoda; Insecta; Coleoptera; Chrysomelidae. The record is from the annotation of a GenBank genome assembly.
AAAUAAACAUAUUUUAAAAAUCAAUAAAGGAUAGAUUGGUAAAUAAUUGUUGACUUAAAAAGAUUCUACUUGUAAAUAUGUGUACCUAUUCUAAUUUAUUAAGGUGAUAAGCACAAUAGGAACAGCCCUAGUCUACUGGUAUUUGUAAAACGAAUUGCAUAACAUUUGCAAGAGAAUUAAAGUUUUUUAAAAAAGCGCUAAAAGCAUUUUUUUUAGAAUAAUUUAUAUAUUAUCUUGAUCAAAUAUGUAUUGAAACAUUAACAAUGCAUAUUCUCAGACUUGUAUUAUUAAUAAAAUGUAUCAUAGUAGUUUCACCUUCUUCAAAAUGGAUAUUAGAAUUGGGAGAUAAUUUUAUCGACGUUCGAAAAGACGGUGGGUAUUGGCUUGUAAAAUUUUACACUCCUUGGUGUGGUCAUUGUAAAAGACUCGAACCUAUUUGGGCUCACGUAGUUCAAGCCCUAAAAAAUACUCAUAUUAGAGUGGGAAAAGUUGAUUGUACAAUAUUUCCAAAUGUAGGAAAAUCCUUUGAUAUUACUACUUAUCCCACAAUUAAACUUAUAAAAGCUGAAGAGGAUUUUACUUUUGAAGGAGAGAAAAUAACAGAUGAGAUAAUAAACUUUGCUAUUAGAUUAGCUGGACCGCCUGUACAACAAGUAACACGACCUGAGAGUCUUAUCAAUAUAAAAAAUAUGAACCAACUGUUUUUCAUGUAUGUGGGCGAACGAGAUGGGCUUUUGUGGAACACAUUUUAUGAUGUGGCCUCUAAGUUUCAGGCCCAUGCGUUUUACUAUUCAGCCACUGAGGAAAUUGCCAACAAACACGUAGAUAUUCACACCCUUCCUGCAGUAUUUGUUCACAAGGAGAAUUCACAUUAUUUUUAUUCAGUUGGAGAAGGUAAUAAUCAAAUUGAAGCUGACCACAUAAAUUCUUCAAUGCACAAAUGGAUUAAUGAAGAACGAUUCGAAACGUUUCCAAAAAUUACAGAGACCAACAUUAACGAAAUUCUACGAACUGAAAAAUUUAUUGUUCUCGUCGUAGUAGAAGAAAACAAACUACUGCAGAUACCAAAAGACAUGCUCGAUUUUCGAAACCUCGUUGAAAGCAUAGCGAGGAAAAACCGCGAUAAAUAUCACGACACUUUUCAAUUCGGCUGGAGCACUAGUCAUGAAUUAGCUAAUAAUAUAGUCAUGCAGAUUGUUGCUUUACCAUAUUUAAUCGUUUUAAAUUCAACUACAUUGCAUCAUCAUGUUCCUGAAGAUGAUCCUACUGAAAUGACUGUCGAUGCUAUAGAAUUAUUUUUGGAGAAGGUGAUUAAUCAAACAGCAACAAUAUACGGCGGUAAUGACUUGGCUGUAAGAAUGUACAGAUCUUAUUUUAAAGCGAGGACUACCUUAUCCGAUAGAUGGCGUGGCAAUCCAGUAUUGACAACAGUUUUGCUUGGAUUACCUCUUGGUUUUCUUUCGUUUAUACUGUAUUCUUGCUGCUGUGCUAAUAUUCUAGAUGCAGAUGAAGACGAGGAAGAAGAGUUACUCCACGAGAAGAAAGAUUAAAUAAUUUAUAGUAGGU